CUAAUAUUACUAUAGAGCGAUGAGCAGCAUCACCGUCAGUUAAUUCAUCACACGACUUGGGCUUCACGGUCCCGCCUCGCCCUGCUGUCGGAAAUGAACAAAUGAACUUCCCUCCUGCGCAGAGAUGUCUAAUUCGCCCGGUCCCGGUCCGCUUGCCGUUUGGGAUCCAUCCGACAGUUCAUUCCCACGCGCGGGUUUUGGAAGCAUGUCCUCGGAGGCGGAGGCGGAGAUAGAUAGGAGCAGGGGAAAAGCUGGACGCGCUUAUAUCAUUGCUAGAUUGCUGUUUUUGAUCGAAUGGCUUCUUCGUUGCUGCGCCUCACACAUUAUUUGCUUCGCCCUUGUUUUCGAGGUUCUGGAUCCCAUCAUUGGUGCUAAUGCGCUUGCUGUUCGUCCUCAGUCGCGAAUGGGUAGUGGUAGAGCGGGUUUUGAUCGAAUGACUUCCUCGUUGCUGCGCCGCACACAUUGUACCUUUCGUUGUGGAUUUUGGAUCCUGCGCCUCCAUCGCCAUAAAGCGGAUGUUGGCGGGGAGGGCACAUGGUGAAUUGCAAGAUCUGUUUCUGUUUCCGUCUCGCUUGGAAGGAAGGAAUCUGGCACGGCGGCAUGAUUCUGUAAGGGUGUUUUUUAUAGUGGUAGUUGCACAUAGAUCCGGUGCUGGAUGUUUUUUUUUUGGAUCUCUGAGUGCGAGGAUAG
This is a messenger RNA of Trematosphaeria pertusa, 690 nucleotides long. RefSeq lists its product as uncharacterized. The record is from RefSeq and is a predicted model, not a curated record. Bases 125 to 541 code for a protein of 138 amino acids. The transcript has a single exon. Lineage: Eukaryota; Fungi; Ascomycota; Dothideomycetes; Pleosporales; Trematosphaeriaceae.